Messenger RNA from Scaptodrosophila lebanonensis, 1428 nucleotides. RefSeq lists its product as uncharacterized. The coding region runs from base 38 to 1345 and encodes 435 amino acids. Lineage: Eukaryota; Metazoa; Arthropoda; Insecta; Diptera; Drosophilidae. The record is from RefSeq and is a predicted model, not a curated record. The transcript is spliced from 4 exons.
UGACCACGACUGUGCGAUCGCGCUCGCUUAUUUGAAAAUGUCGUUCAUUGAGAAUGAAUCUGACUGGCUGUGCACAGAGAUUCUGCCUGAGCUUUUAACAAAGGGGCUAUUAGUGGAUAACUACGACGAUGCAAAUCUGGGUACCUUUCAAGUGAGCGAUAUAGAUAUCAAGAUGAUCGGAGCCGAGGAGGCUUUCAUGCUAACCCAAUGCUAUCGGGCCACAAUCAGUUUUGAUUACGCCGGAUUGCGACAGCAGAGGAAACUGGUUAUUAAGAAAACGCCACCGAUUCCCCCAGAAACUUACGACUCCAUUUCUUUUGAUGCGCUCUUUAACAACGAGAUUCAGUUUUAUACAAACAUUUUGCAUGAAAUACAAAAGAUUAGUGAUGGAAAAUUUGCUGCCCCGAAGUAUUAUCACAGUGAGAUCAAACCAGGUUUUGCUCUCCUCAUAUUGGGAGAUUUUGCGGAAGAAGGCUGGUCCAUAACCAAGGACAGAGUUGGUCUGAGCCUAGAGCACGUACGCAUUGCCGUGAAAUAUCUAGGUAGUUUUCAUGGAUUUGGCUACGCUUUAAAGCAUUGUGACAGCGACAAAUUUUUCCAACUGUCAGCUAAACUUACGGAACCGAGAUAUGCUGAUGAUAAUAUACACCCGGAAUGGGGGUUAACAAUACGGACAAGCUCGGAACGUGUAGCCAAAGCAGUUAAAAAGUAUCAGCCAGAAGUGGAUGAAGAAUUUGUAAAGAAGUGGGAACAGUUAACCGGCGAUUAUAUCGAUUACGGUCGAAAACGUGUAGCUCCCAGGGAGCCUUUGGCCACACUCUGCCACGGGGACUUUUUACGCAACAAUAUCGCGUAUAAGUAUAUUACUACUGGAGGGGAAGCUGUGCCGGUUGAUGUCAUGAUGUUUGACUAUCAAACGUUGCGCGUCUCUUCCCCAAUGAUCGAUCUUUCCGUAUUUCUGGCUAAUUCGGUAUAUGCCAAUGUCCGCCAAAAGUAUUUCGACAGUAUAUUUAAUGAUUACUGCCAGGCACUUGCUAAAAGUUUUACAGAAUACUCCAAAAAGGAUAUACCGGAAUUUUUGAGUCGAGACAAUUUAAUAAAGGAGUACAUACGAUUUUUGCCAUAUUCUUUAGGAAUAUCGGCAAGCUUUCUUAUGACUCUUGUGGACCCACCGAAUGUUACAUCAGAGGAAAUGUUUAACAACCAACGAACUGAUGAACAAGUCAUUAACGACACAAUGACUCGGGGUGGAGAAGUUGUGGACAAAGAACUGGCACAUCAAAUCAAAGAAAUGCAGGACCUGAGUCGCCUAUACCAAGUUGAAAUUGACGAAAAUAUUCUUUAAAAGUCAUGAUUUUAUGGAUCGUUUGAGUAUUUGAUAUGGGCAUUCAGCAAAUUAAAUAAAGAAAUAAACAUUUAUAGUCACAA